Messenger RNA from Globicephala melas (long-finned pilot whale), 5186 nucleotides. RefSeq names its product chromodomain helicase DNA binding protein 1 like (gene CHD1L). Gene Ontology annotation, cellular component: nucleus. Gene Ontology annotation, biological process: chromatin remodeling; DNA repair. NCBI's taxonomy places the organism in Eukaryota, Metazoa, Chordata, Mammalia, Artiodactyla, Delphinidae. Gene Ontology annotation, molecular function: ATP-dependent chromatin remodeler activity; ATP binding; DNA helicase activity. The record is from RefSeq and is a predicted model, not a curated record.
UAGCGACCCGGGUUUCCUCCUAAAAUGGCUACAAGGCCAGAGACGCGGGGUCGCCCCGCGCGCGUUCCCUGCGGCCGCGCCGCGGCAGCGCUCGGGGCCCGCCGGCCUCUCUAGCCACCGUCGCCUCGAUGGUGGGCAGCCGUGCGCAGCCUUCAGCGCCAGGCGGGGGCGCCGGUUCCGCAAUCCACCGCGUGCGGGCCCAGGACUGCUUCGCUGGCGAGACUGCGCCGAGAUCUUUGGUUGCUUGAGCCUCAGGGAUUGCCAUCUGGUGGGGACGGUCACCGAAGGACACGGGGUCCCCUCACGGGCUCUGGUGCGCACCCGGUGGAGCGGCAUUGCUUUUUUCCCCGCUCCCUCACCUGGCCUCAGGUUCGCCAAACGUUUUCAUUUUGUAGCGUCGUUUGGACAGGCAUCCCGGAGAGAAUCUUCAAGAAAAGGAAAGGCAAAGCUAUAGCCUGUAGCAAAGAUAACAGCAUCAAUGUCAUCCUCCCUGGAGCCAUCCUCAAAUAUGGCCGCUGUCUCUGUGAAUUCCUUCACGUUUGAUUUCACCUUCACCAAGCCAGAAAUUAUACAAUUUGGCAGAAAGUCAUUUACCGUUGGAUGCUGACUCAGAGCUCUGUGAAUGAUGAUAAAGAAGGAGAAAUCAAGAGAGAUCAUGAGAGGGAAAGAUCAUUACCAUGGAUCCAUCUACGCCCUUAUCAGCUGGAGGGAGUCAACUGGCUAGCCCAACGCUUCCAUUGUCAGAAUGGCUGCAUACUGGGAGAUGAGAUGGGCUUGGGUAAGACCUGCCAGACUAUUGCUUUCUUCACUUACUUGGCAGGAAGAUUAAAUGAUGAAGGACCAUUUCUGAUUCUUUGUCCCUUGUCUGUUUUGAGCAACUGGAAAGAAGAGAUUGAGAGAUUUGCUCCAGAUCUUUCCUGUGUAACAUAUUCAGGUGACAAAGAGGAGAGAGCCCACCUACAGCAAGACCUAAGGAAGGAGUCACAUUUUCAUGUGCUGCUAACUACCUAUGAGAUUUGCUUGAAAGAUGCAUUGUUUCUAAAGUCCUUCUCUUGGAGUGUUCUUGUUGUGGAUGAAGCUCACAGGUUGAAAAACCAAAGCUCCUUGCUGCAUAAGACACUUUCAGAGUUUUCAGUCGUCUUCAGUCUCCUGUUGACCGGAACUCCCAUCCAGAACAGCCUUCGAGAGCUCUACUCUCUCCUCAGUUUUGUGGAGCCUGAUCUCUUUUCCAAGGAGCAGGUGGAAGAUUUCAUUCAGCGUUACCAGGAUAUUGAGAAAGAGUCUGAGUCAGCAAGUGAACUAUACAAACUCUUGCAGCCAUUUCUGCUGAGGCGAGUGAAAGCUGAGGUAGCCACAGAGCUUCCCAAGAAGACGGAAGUAGUGAUAUACCAUGGCAUGUCAGCACUGCAGAAAAAAUACUACAAGGCCAUUUUGAUGAAAGACCUAGAUGCGUUUGAAAAUGAGAUGGCAAAGAAAGUUAAACUUCAGAAUGUCUUGUCCCAGCUUCGAAAGUGUGUGGAUCACCCAUAUUUAUUUGAUGGUGUGGAACCAGAGCCUUUUGAAAUUGGAGGUCACCUGAUCGAGGCCAGUGGGAAACUUCACCUUCUGGAUAAGCUGCUGGCAUUCCUGUAUUCCAAGGGCCAUCGAGUUUUACUUUUCUCCCAGAUGACCCAGAUGUUGGAUAUUCUCCAAGACUACAUGGAUUAUAGAGGCUACAGCUAUGAGCGUGUGGAUGGCUCCGUGAGAGGAGAAGAGAGACACCUGGCCAUCAAGAACUUUGGACAGCAGCCCAUCUUUAUUUUUCUCCUGAGUACCAGGGCAGGUGGAGUUGGCAUGAACUUAACGGCAGCAGAUACCGUUAUUUUUGUUGACAGUGAUUUCAAUCCGCAGAAUGACUUGCAAGCAGCUGCCAGGGCUCACCGAAUUGGCCAGAACAAGUCCGUUAAAGUCAUUCGGCUGAUUGGCCGAGACACUGUGGAAGAAAUAGUCUGUAGGAAAGCAGCCUCCAAGCUGCAGCUCACCAACACCAUCAUAGAAGGGGGCCAUUUUACUCUGGGAGCCCAGAAACCUGCUGCGCAUGCUGACCUCCAGUUGAGUGAGAUACUCAAAUUCGGUUUGGAUAAACUGCUGUCCUCUGAGGGGAGCACCAUGGAUGAAAUAGACCUGGAGUCUAUCCUGGGAGAAACAAAAGAUGGCCAGUGGAUCUCUGGUGCCCUGCCGACAGCAGAAGAAAGAAGCAGAGAACAAGAGGAAGGAAAAAACCACAUGUACUUAUUUGAAGGUAAAGAUUAUUCUAAGGAGCCUAGUAAAGAAGACAGAAAAUCAUUUGAGCAACUGGUGAAUCUUCAGAAAACCCUUUUGGAGAAGACUAGUCCAGAGGGCCGGUUACUCCGAAAGAAAGGCAGUGUUCUCAUCCCAGGCCUUGUGGAGGGGUCUACCAAAAGGAAGCGGAUUCUGAGCCCAGAAGAGCUGGAGGACAGGAGGAAGAAAAGACAAGAAGCAGCAGCCAAGAGAAAGAAACUAUUAGAGGAGGAGAAGAGGAGAAAGGAAGAAGCAGAACAUAAGAAAAAGAUGGCCUGGUGGGAGUCCAACGAUUACCAGUCCUUCUGCCUGCCUUCCGACGAGAGCGAAUCAGAGGACCUGGAGGACUGGGAAGAUGAACGCUCUGCCCAACUGGAUUAUGAGGACCCGGACUCGACCUCCAUCAAGUAUGUAAGCGGUGAUGUCACCCACCCACAGGCUGGGGCGGAGGAUGCUGUCAUCGUGCACUGCGUAGAUGACUCUGGCCGCUGGGGCAGAGGUGGUUUAUUCACAGCUCUGGAAAAAAGAUCUGCUGAGCCAAGAAAAAUAUAUGAGCUGGCUGGGAAAAUGAAAGAUUUGAGUUUGGGAGGUGUCCUUUUAUUUCCUAUUGAUGAUAAAGAGUCAAGAAACAAAGGGCAAGAUUUGUUGGCCUUGAUUGUGGCCCAGCACCGUGAUCGUGCCAAUGUCCUGUCUGGCAUUAAGAUGGCAGCCCUAGACGAGGGCCUGAAGAAGAUAUUUUUAGCAGCAAAGAAAAAGAAAGCAAGUGUCCAUCUUCCACGCAUUGGACAUGCCACAGAAGGUUUUAACUGGUAUGGUACUGAGCGACUUAUUCGGAAACACUUGGCCUCAAGAGGCAUCCCAACUUACAUCUACUACUUUCCUAGAAGCAAGGCUGCCAUCCUUCAUCCACAGGCCUCAUCUUCCUCCUCAGGACAGCCGGUGCCUUAACAAUCGGCUCAGCAUCAGAUCCAGCCUUCAGCAACCAGCUAAGAUGUUUGCUCAAAGCUACUGUAAUAGAAUAUUUCAAAAAGGAAUCAGGAUCUGCUGGGCCUCUGAGGUACUCUGUUGUCUGAAUUCGAAUUUUGUUCUCUUGGAUGUGGUACUGAUGUGGUGCUUGUAAUACAGGGAUGCACAAGAUAUUUGGGAAAAUCCUUUGGCAGCUUGCCAGGGCCCCAGUUUGCACAGCUAUUUGCAUAAUAAUAAAUACAUUUUCUAUCUCUAAUGGUUUCUUUGCUUUCUUUCCCCUCAGUCUAGUUUUCGUCCCCUCCAUCAGACUGAUUUCUUUAUAGUGAGAAAGGUGAGUGGAUUAAGGAGAAAGGAAAGGUAAUAGGAGAACAGGGUGGCUCUAGGGGAAGGAAGCACCUUCAGCCAGUUCGUGCUUUGGAAAGAUAGGUCUCCGAGGGGAAAGGCUGAGAAAUGAGAUUCCUGAUCCAGACGUGUGGAGCCCCUCCUGCCCUUCUCUCCAUCCGGCUCAGCAUUCAGAGCUAGAAGAACACACGUUGGCCCAGAGGCCUGUCAAAUGUGACUUCAGAGAAACCAGAAGAUCACUCCCCCUCCCACCGAAUCAGUUCAGCUGCAAGAAAUAAGGGAGUUGUGGAAAUGGCACAAAGCUGACAGGGAAUGUCAGACUGGGGAGGGCAGGGGGCAGAGAACCACAGGAGAAGGAGUCUUAGGAGGAGACACCCGUGUAAGCUAUGGCUUUUCACACUUGGUACAUGAAGUCUCCGUCUUGGCUGACUGUCCUCAGCCAGCCUGAUUUCUGCUGCUUUGAGGCUGUAAGUCUCAGAGCUGGGACCAUGACCUUCUAAGGAGAGUAGUGCUGUUAGCACCUGGGUUGUACUGUUCUGUUUGACUCCCUCUGGGCUCCUUCACCCUUCGACAAUUUAGCGUCUGUUUUGAAGACCUAUUAUACCCUAAAUUCACGAUUCCUUAAUUUGUUUUUCCUAAAAUUUCUUUUUUACUUUCAUUUUUAUUGCUUCCUAUCUAUUACUCUUAACCACCAGCGCUUGACACAUGGGUGAUUAUAAUAACUUUAACCUCUUGUCUGGCAUCUUAAGUCUUAGAAGCAGAACUGGAACUCCAAAAAGGGAGAAUGUAGAGAAAUCUAAGCCAGUGCAUAAGUAAGCUGCCGGCCCUUCAAAGGCAGCCAGAGUCCAAACAGGUGAGGUAUAAGCAGGUGCAAGGAAAACUUGAUUGUCCACAAGCUGUCUACCCUCCUGAAAAGCUGUACUUCCUUUGGAUAUCAGAGUGCAUAGGGCUAGCUGUAGAUGUUUCUGAACAUCUGAGAGGGGCAUCAGAGCGGGGAACUCACCCCCAAAGGGAGCAUAACUGACAUUUUUAGGGUCACAGGUAUUUUUUUUGAAAAAAAAGGGGCUGCUUUUCACCCAAUUCUGUCCCACUUGCUCCAACCGUAUGGGCCUUUUCUCUGGAUGAAGGCCCUGGGCCAUGACUGUCUGCCCCCUGGUAAACUGGGCAAAACAACACGGAAAGAGAUCAGAAAACUCAUGUAGCACUUUCUCCCUUAAACAUGAGGUCACCUGUUAGUGGCAGCCCCCUGCUUUCCUUUCUGACCUCUCCUAGCUCAUCAGUCAAAAAUGCUGCUCUGCUUCAUCUCCGUAUGUCUUUCCUAUCUCAUAACCCCUUCACUCUUCCCAUCAAAGGGUGUCACUGUCUGAGAAGGAAGAAUGAGAGAAGCUACCUACUUUGUUUAUCCCAAGGGUUCUGUCCCCUUUCUUCCACAGCAUCUUUGAUGCCAUCUGGCCCUCCCCUCUGAGGAGGCCAAGGUAGGGCCAAGAGGACAAUAUAAGAUUUUGUUCACGGAUGAGCUUUUGUGGAGAAGUGUGUACCAUAAACAUCAAUUUUAAAAAGCCCUGCUUAUUGAGACA